Oncorhynchus tshawytscha (Chinook salmon) is the source of this 2394-nucleotide messenger RNA. Its product is annotated as cyclic AMP-responsive element-binding protein 3-like protein 3-B. The coding region runs from base 135 to 1433 and encodes 432 amino acids. Gene Ontology annotation, molecular function: DNA-binding transcription factor activity, RNA polymerase II-specific; RNA polymerase II cis-regulatory region sequence-specific DNA binding. Gene Ontology annotation, cellular component: nucleus. Gene Ontology annotation, biological process: regulation of transcription by RNA polymerase II. NCBI's taxonomy places the organism in Eukaryota, Metazoa, Chordata, Actinopteri, Salmoniformes, Salmonidae. The record is from RefSeq and is a predicted model, not a curated record. The transcript is spliced from 10 exons.
AACAAGAGCAGGGAGAUACAGUAGAGACAUGGUAAUCUGGAACAGAGCUCCUUCACAACAAAGGAAACAGAACACUUAACUGGAUUUGUCUUAUUUUGGGGAGUUCUGUCCUGUGCCGCCCUAGUGCUGAAAUUAUGGACCACUAUUCAGACCAGGGUUGCGACGGGAUUGAGCUGCUUGAUUUGCUGUUUGAUCAAAACAAUGGCAUCCUCCGUCAUGAGGAGAUGGGACACCAUGACAACCAUGCCUGGCCAAUCCACGAGCCAAACGUGUGUCCAGCAGAGCAACAAAGCGAGGACUUCCUGAAUGCCCUCCUGAGUGGCAGUGGCUCAGUUUCGGGGUCCCCCCUGUGGUCUCCCUCUCCUAGUGACAGUGGCAUCAGUGAGGACCCGCACUCGGAUCAGAUGGACAGCCCCCAGCGCCCUGAGAGCCCUCCCAUGGAGCCCCACUUCAUCCCCCCUCAGCCACAAACCAAGGUCACCCUGGAUGCCAACUUCUCCAUUGAUAUCAAUGGCUGGGACUCAGGCUUCUACCCAGGCAGGACUGGGGGGACAGAGUGUUCCUCUGAUGCACACACAACCCAGCUGUCUUCUGGCUUCCCCCUCACUGUCAAGGACCUACUGCUCUCUGGCACAUCUGAUCCGCCCCCACAGCAUUCCCAACAGUCCUUCCAAGAGUUGAUUCUUAAUGAGGAUGAGAAAAAACUGCUGGCCAAGGAGGGGGUGACUCUGCCUAGCCAAUUACCUCUCACAAAGUAUGAGGAGAGGAUUCUGAAGAAAAUUCGCAGAAAGAUCCGGAAUAAGCAGUCGGCUCAGGAGAGCAGGAAGAAGAAAAAGGAAUAUAUUGAUGGUCUGGAGAGCAGGAUGGCUGCCUGCAACACAAACAACCAGGAGCUCCAGAGGAAAGUGUUCCAGCUGGAGAAAUGCAAUACGUCUCUGAUGGGGCAGCUGCACAGGCUGCAGACUCUGGUCAUGGGCGGCUCCAAAAAGACCGCCCAGACUGGGACUUGUGUCCUGGUACUGCUCCUGUCCUUCUCCAUCAUCCACUUCCCCAGCCUGAACCCUUUUGCCAAGGUCAGCCAAGGAGGGGACUUCAGCCCAGUGAGGGUCCAGUCACGGUCCCUGCACAACCUCCAGUCCUCCAGAGUGCUACAUGUGAUUGACCAGCUGUACCAAACUGCAGACGACAAGGCCAAGCCUCCAGACAACCAUGUCCUGGGAGACCAGGGUGUGGAUGCGAUUAUGUCUCUGCUGGGAAAACUGGGCACUGGUCACGGCAGCCAAGGACUGCCCAAUUUUGACCCCAUGUCUCAAAAUAAUAGCAUGGACGAGCAAGUCCAUUUCCAGGGAGACCCCAUUACUGGCCAUAUAGCUACAGUGACUUGGAAUCCACACCGCAGAGCCACACUACGCCCACAUGCUGAUGACAUGUGAUUUGGAGAGAGUAUUCCCAGCAGGAUUUCUCUGUUCUGCUCCCAUCUCCACACUUCAUAUCAUGAAACAGAGUAGCACACGCCUAAGGCUCUUGUUUACACUAUGAGUUGGGGAAUAAUAAAUACAUUAUUUUGCCUGUUAUAUUUUAUUCUGUGUGUGUGUGUGUGUGUAUAUCCUUUUUUUUCUUGUUUUGUUAUUCUGUUUUGUAUUGUUUUAAAUGCGGAAGACACAUUUCAGUUGCACAACUGACUAGGUAUCCCCCUUUCCCUUAUUUGACCAAGUUGACCUGAAUGACUUGUGUGUGCAUGUCUGCAGACGCACAUCUCAACGAUUGUUUGUGUCAAUCGUUAUCUGCCGUGGUGCCUCUCAUCUCUCAGCCUUUAAUCAUGGGGAGAGUAGCUCAGCGACCAGCAUUUUUAAUCAGCUUCUCUGUGACCCAUUUUGAUUGUCCAUCUUCCACCAGCAUAGUGGGAUAUGACCAGUGGUAGGAGAACUCUAAGUCAGACCCUGAGAGAUGGACAAAAAAAAAGGACACAGUCAAAGAGAUGUCCUUGUUUUCACUUGUUUAAAGGGGCAAUCCAGGAUUGAAGCAUACAUUUUUGGACUUUUAAAUGAACAUUACCAUUGAUUAUUUCAGAAUUGAAUUUAUAAAUGCUUCACGAGAUUAUUUCAACUCCCUUAACCCAUCAGGACCCAAAAUAUAAGCUUGUUUUUACAUCAUUCAAACACUGUGUAGAUUCUCAUGAAUGGUCAGUCCAUGCAUCAAUAGCUCCUUGCGUCAAUAGUUCUGUCUAUGAAUUGGUGAGUGGUUACAUUACUCCAGCCCCAUCCCUCAGCUGUUUACCAAAACAAGUGGCAAAUCCCAGAUUGCCCCUUUAAUCCUGCAAAUUUCUUUUCUGUUUUAAAGUGCAUUGCUGAACCAGAUAAACUCAGUGCUUGUAUUAAACUCCAUGAACAGCUA